AUGACUAUAAAAUCAGAAUCAGUAUGGAAUUAUGUUGAAUCACCAUCAAUCGAUGGUAUUAUUAAAGCGGGUGGUUAUUUUCUUAUUUAUUUUUUCGGCAUGUUUCUUGCAUCAAAAUGUUUACCAAGUAUUGAAGCUAGAAGUCCAAAGAAAACAUAUAAAUUAACUGGUUUUUAUAUAUUUAUUUUACUAACAAUUUUAAUUCCUAUUGGUUAUUAUACAGAACAUCUUUCAUUGUUAUUUAUAAUAAAAAAUUUUAUAUCAUUUUUUAUAGUAAUAAAUAUCUUUACAAUUUUAUUUAGUUUAUAUUUAUUUCAAAGAGAAGAAGCUAUUCAAAAUGCUCCAAAUUCUAAUCGUCCUAUUGAUUAUUGGCAUGGACGUGAAAAAGAUCCAAUGUUAUUUGAUGUUGAUUUGAAAGUUUUUUUCUAUCAACCAAGUCUUAUAGGAUUAGCAUUAGUUAAUUUAAGUUUAGCUGAAGCUCAAAUAUCUUUAUAUGGUACAUUAACAAUUGGAAUGAUUUUAUAUCAAAUUUUUUGGUAUCUUUAUUUAUUAACACAUUAUAUACGUGAAGAUUUUAUGUUAUGGACAUUUGAUAUAAUUGAAGAUCAUUUUGGUUUUAUGCUUGUUUGGGGUGAUCUUAUUUAUGUACCAUUUUUAUAUAGUAUAGCUGGUUGGUUUGUUGCUGAUAAUAUUCAUAAACCAUUAUCAAUAACAUGGUUAAUUAUAACAAUAUUUCUUCAUUUUAUUGGUCAUUAUAUAUUUCGUGUAUCAAAUUGGCAAAAAUUUGAUGUAAGAAAAUAUGGUUCAAAAGUUAAAAUUUGGGGAAAACAAGUUAAACUUCUUGAAGGACGACUUAUUUUAUCAGGCUUUUGGGGUAUUGGUCGACAUGUUAAUUAUACAGGUGAAAUACUUCUUUAUUUAUCAAUCGCAUUAUGUUCUGGUACAAUAUCAUUUGUACCUUAUAUAUUACCUAUAUCACUUCUUAUUCUUUUAUCACAACGUGCUUCUCGUGAUGAUCAACGUUGUCGAACAAAAUAUGGAGAAAAAAUAUGGGGUCAAUAUUGUCAAGUUGCAAAAUUUCGAAUGAUACCAUAUAUUUAUUAA
Messenger RNA from Rotaria sordida, 1104 nucleotides. The record is from the annotation of a GenBank genome assembly. NCBI's taxonomy places the organism in Eukaryota, Metazoa, Rotifera, Eurotatoria, Philodinida, Philodinidae.